UUCACCAUUGAGACACCAUCCUCAAAUGUUGCCCCCUAACCCCCUUAAGUGAUCUUUUGGGCAGCUAAUGUCGAUUCUGUUAAUGCUGAUUCAAGAAAGAUGGAGCAACGGAAAAACAAGGGGAUGAUCUGAAGGUGGUUUAUACAGCUAUAGUGUUUACUUAGGGGUUAACUUGUAUAGCUACUGUUGACUUGUUAUGUGUCAUGUACAUCUAAACACAGGCUCUUGAAGCAACUUUGGAGCAGACUGUGCAAGAUGGGGGACUUGGAAAAGUUGAUGAGCAGCAGGAGCACGUAUCUUGUCAAGCAAGAUGAGUGUAUGAAGAAAAUCCGAGAUUUGGACUCAUUGCCUGCUGAUGCUUUUGAAACCUAUAUUUCCAUUUGUUUUAUCUUGCUAAACUGGCUAACUCAGCUGCACAAUACCUUUUUUUAUAGUGUUAACCAUGUUGUAGUUAUUUUCUCGCCAAUAAUAAAGGUACAAGAGAAAUAACAAGCAGCAGCUGCUUUAUGGCUGCACUGAGCAUUUGAAGUAAUUAGUCCUUCCUGAACUUCACCGAACAGCGGAGAAGACGGGCUGAACUUGAUGUUGGUGACGAGGCAAGUUUUUUGAUCAGUACAACUUGGUUCCCUUGUGAUUGUCCUAAUACUAGAAUCUCACAAAAUCUGCUGAUUGGUAUUGCUGCAUACUAGAGAGUUGGUAUCAGUUUUAGACCAAAGGAAGGAUGAAUCAAUUGAACGCACAUUUAAAGGAGUUGCAAGGCACUCCCACGAAGUGUUCUCUGAAUUAGUGCAAGGUGGCCGUGGAUACUUGGUUAUGAUGAAGAAAAAGGAUGGUGAUGCUGGUGAUGGUGACAUGGAUGACGACCCACCUCACGAACCAGAUCCUGAAGGGAGGAUAGAGUAGUCUAUAUUGGUGUGAAAGUCAAGGCAUGUGUUCUUUGCAGAGAUCUGUUAUGUAUUCAUGCAUACAUUAUUCUAAAUCCAGCAUAAAAAUUCAUAUGAUGUUCUGAUACAAUUCAUAAAAAAAAAAGAACUAUUCCCCAGUUAUCAAGCUCUUCCUGAAUCACUAUGGUGAUGACACCCUGUUUGAUUUUUCCUCAAAUUUGUUAAAGGCUGUCUGUUUGGAGACUCAUGCUUAGUCAUGUUUCAGGUUUCCUAAACUGGCAAGGGAGAAACUCGGUCCAUGAAACAGUUGUCUGGAGGGCAGAAGACAAUGGUGGCGAAUAGCUGGGUGAUCUUCGCUAUCCAACGAUGUGAUCCAGCUCCGUUCUACCUGUUUGACGAGAUAGAUGCUGCUCGGGAGUAUCCUUUCAUUAUUUCUUUGUGUUGCCUGUUUAUCCCCGCCAUAAAUGAAUUGGGUUUUUGCUUCAUAUGCCUGUUUUUUGAAACAAACAUCUCAUGCCUUCAUAUAUCUGUUUAGCUGGGUGCAUGCAUUGCCCAACUAUGCCCUCCUGUGUUCGAGUAAAUUGCAGAAAACCACCAGUUUGAGGGCUAGGUUUGCAGAAAUCACUACGUUACAGUUUCUUGGCAAAAACACCAAGUCUACCGUAAACAAUUUGCAGAAAGCACUGAUCGGCGGAUCGGGGUCAGUUAAGCUUGUUUAUGACAGGUGGGCCCUUUUUUGCGUACGUGGCACCGUCGGCCGUUAGAUGGCGUUUGACGGCGCCGUAUGACUCUGUUUGAUGGACCGGUCAAAAGACCGGUCGGUGCUGCCCCCCACUCCCCACUCCCCACUCUGUCUCGCUGCUCUCUCGCUCGCUCACUCCUCUGUCUUGCUCCUUUGCUUUGAUCGCCGCACCCGCUGCCGCGUCGCCGCGCCCCCGCCGCGUCGCCAUGGUGUCCUGGAGCGAUGGGUCCGAUAGCAGCGAGCACCCCGUGGAGUACGUCAGCUCAGGUUCUGACGAUGGCAGAAUUAAGAUCCCUGAUACCACUGAAGAGUCCGAUUUCGAGGGACUUGAAACGGAGUUGCUUGUUCUCUGCAAUGAACAUGGGAAGGCCGCAGAAAGGCGUGUUGCUUUCCAAGGAAUCCACACUGGCAGGAGGUUUCUUUGCUGUGCUGAGAAGGAAGGUAGAAACUGUGGAUUAGUUGAAUGGAUAGAUCCAGCUUGUCCUAACACCCUUGAGAAUGCAUUAUCCAAGUUAUGGUUUAUGUAUGAACAAAGUAAGAGAGAUAGGACUGAGGAAAAUCUUUUGCAUUCAUUUGCUGUUCAUGACUUGACACAAGAGAAGAAGAAGCUGCAGGAGCUAUGAGAAGUUGGUUGAAGAUGUGAAUGGAAUUUUGGAUGCUCAGGAAAGGAGGGCAGAGGUAGAAAGGAAAGAUGUUGAAACCAACAAGCUUCAGGAGAAGUAUGACAUGGUUAAGAACCUAGCAGCUGCUCAAGCAAAUGUCAUUAGGAACAUGAAGCUCAAGCUAGCUGAAGAGAGGAAGAACUUGCAGAACCACAUUGAUGAGCUGAAGAAGACAGUUGAAGAGAGCAAUGUGAAGCUGCAGGGGGUCAAGACCAUCAUAAAUGGACAAGCAGGUGAUUGUGGAAGAGAAGAGUGGGCAAUAUCAUUUGACAUUUGCUGACCUUUUGCAGAGUGUUGUUUGGCAUUUGCUGUAAUGAUGGUAGUUUAAAUUCUAUGAACUAUGAGUACUUCUGAACUAUGGUGAUGUAAUGUAGUAAUCUUCAACUAUGAUUAUGUAUGGAUUUGAACUAAUGCUAAAUGCGGUGGUAUUUGGAG
Molecule: messenger RNA, 2723 nt
Organism: Triticum aestivum (bread wheat)
Lineage: Eukaryota; Viridiplantae; Streptophyta; Magnoliopsida; Poales; Poaceae
Exons: 4
Coding region: 1833-2249 (138 amino acids)
Molecular function (GO): zinc ion binding
Source: RefSeq, a predicted model, not a curated record